Cherax quadricarinatus is the source of this 881-nucleotide messenger RNA. The record is from RefSeq and is a predicted model, not a curated record. Lineage: Eukaryota; Metazoa; Arthropoda; Malacostraca; Decapoda; Parastacidae.
AUAGAAAACUGUGCUCCCAACAGUAAUGAAAAAAGAUGUAGGUGCAGAUGAAGAUUUUACUUUGAAAACAUUUCACUCUGCAAAUCAUUUUCAAGUUAAUGAUAUGAUAAAGAUCAUGUACAUAGAGCAGAAUGUUGCCACAAUGAAAGCUCAAUCUGUACAUUAACAGACAGAAGUACAGUGGACCCCCGGUUUAUGAUCAGCUCCCAAUGCGACCAAUUAUAUCAAACAUGUCAUGGCUAUUUGGUAUGAAUCAGCGACCAGAAGACUUUUCACAAUUUGUGCCACCAGCUAGUGCUGUUGGUGGAGGAGGUCCUGAUGGAUCAGGUGACUCGGGAGAUGGCAAGGGAAAAAGCAGUGCAAUGGAAGCUUAUCGUUUUGAUUCUGCUGCUCUAGAGCGAGCUGCUAAAGCUGCCAAGGAUCUAGAAUCUUCAAAGUAUGCUAAAGAAGCUUUGGAGCUGACAAAAAUUCAGGAAGAAACAAAGCAAAAGGAACUUUUAGAAGCUGCUAAGGAAAUAGAGUUAAGAAUAGAGGCAGCUAAGGCUGAAGGAAAGAGAAUUGAACAGGAAGAAAGAAGAAAAACACUUCAAGAGCAAUCAAAAUUAGAUCAGCAGAAAUCCCAAUAUCAAGACCAGCUAGCUCGUAAACGGUUAGUUUAAGAUACGUAUGUGAUAAUUAGCGUGUAAAAUCUAUUAAAUAAUUUCUUCAUGGAGUAAAAAUGGAAAACAAAUGUUAGAUAACCAACUUGCUUGAUUAUGAUGAUCAAUGGACCCUAAUUAGUUUAAAUAUUAUGAUGAUUGUUAUAGAUGCACUCAAAAUGAUGACAGUCCUUGGAGCUAGGAAGAUGAAUUGGUUAUAUUUUAGUUGAAGCUUCCUUGUGC